AUGACCUCGCGAGGAACCACCACGACGGGACCCCCCGGGGCUGCGGCAAGGAAGCAACAACAAGCCCAACAGUCCCAUCUCGAUCCUCGCAAGGACAAGCUGGCUUACUUCAAGGAUAAUUUUCAGACACACGAUGAAGAUGACUUUGAUCCCAAAAUUUACUACUACCCCAGACAAGAGAAAGAGCCGCCACAUCCGGGAGCAAGUGCCGCAUCUGUCUUGGGCGGAUCCGACCAUUUGCAGCCCCCGGCCUCUCCUUCUCGAUUUCCCUCCUACCCCUCACCACCCACUGCUUCUGCUGCGGUCCCUCAACAGGCAGCCAUGUUUCCAGGACACAACACGACGAUGCCAGGCGUGCACUCAGUGCAGGCCUCGCAUGGCUUGGCGUCAAUGGGCAGCCGGGGUCCAGCGCCCGUGGUGCCUGGUCUUGGCACUCUGUCCAUGACAACUGUCGGCGUGGCCUCUCUUGGGGGAGCUGCUGGUGGUGGAAGUGGCGCGGGCGCGGGCGCUAAUGGCCCGCGAUCCGGGGCCGGUGUGUCAGCAUCAGAGGCGAGCGGACUCGGGCGGUAUGGUGCGUCAAGUGCUGGCCCAAGCAUGUCGAUGGCACACAGCGGUCCUCCAGGCCCGGGACCCACGAUGCACGGCAUCGGUCAGCUCGGUGUGGCAGGAGGCAUGGGCGGAUCGCGAUCGGGGCAGAAUAUCAGUGGAGGCCUGGCACGACCACAGGCGUCGCAUGGUGGCAUGGUGGGGCCAGCCGGACUUAAUCCUCCUCCUCCCACGGCCUCGAGUCCGCCCAUCGGCUCGGCUCAGCUGAGCCGGCAGGGAGGUGCCUCCGGUCAGUCGGCGAUCUCGCUGCCCUCGACCUCCAACUCGUACAACCCUUCGGUCGAUCUCUUCACCAUGAUCAAUCGUCAAGGCACGCCCACCACCGUCAAUGCCGCUGCUCAGUGCCGAGCGCUGCUCUUUCACGUGUCUGUCUGCUGCCGCAGCGGCGGCGGCAUUGUUAACGGCAACGGUUUCACACCACAACCACCUAUCGGCACGAUGAAGCAGAUGCCGAUUAACCUGGACCCCAAAGCGCCUGGGGCAAGUGUAGCGGGGGGCAAGCAGGAGAUCUCGUUGCACGACAUGACCGAAUUCCCUGCCUUGGGGAUGCAACACAAGGGCAUGGCACAACAGCAAAAGGAGCAGAUGCUUCGCCUCACCCCGGAGGACUUUCCGACACUGUCGCCCGCAGGCUACAAGGGUGAGGGCAUGGGCGCAAUCGGAGGACACCAAGACGGCGUUGCCGGCGAGCAGCUCAAUGAGAACGCCAUUUUGGGCAUGAAUCCGCAGUUCCAUGGGAGCGGCGGGUACGGCACCGCCACUGCUCCGGCUGCAUCCGGCAAAGGUGUUGUUGGACACUCCCAGCACGGCCAGGCAUUCGCGCAAAUGAGUAUGGGGCACACCACUACCGGCAUUCGCAGUCCAACGCCGCCCAUGGGGUCCUCGCAGCCAUACGAACAGUUUGGGCUGCUAGGGUUACUGAGCGUCAUUCGCAUGACCGACCCCGAUCUCAACACCCUCGCCCUCGGCACCGACCUCACCACCCUCGGGCUCAAUCUCAAUUCUCCGGACUGCUUGUACGCCUCGUUCACGUCGCCCUUUGCCGACGGACCGUCGCGAAAGGAGCCUGAAUACCACCUUCCUCUCUGCUACUACAUGCAACCGCCCAUGCAGCCUGCCGAGUCCAAAGUUCAGCUCUUCUCCGACGAGACCCUGAUCUACGCCUUUUAUGCCUUGCCCCGUGAUUUGCUGCAGGUCACCGCCGCAGUCGAACUGUACAAUCGCGAUUGGCGGUUCCACAAGGCACUGCAACUGUGGUUCAUCCGCGUGGACUCGGAGCCGGUGGCGAAGACCACCGGGUACGAGAGGGGAACGUACAUCUUCUUCGACGUCACCAACUGGAAAAAGGUCAAGAAGGAGAACUUCCUCCUCUACUACGACCAGAUCGCCGAGCUGCCCAAGUUGCUGCCACUUCAGCCUAUCGGACCCCCUUCCGGCAGCCCCGCCCUCACGUCUCCCGCCCAAGCGCUCAAUCAGCAUUCCUCGUCCUCCUCGGCCAAGGAGGUGGAUACUUACAACCAACACAUCCACCCACCAACCAACCCCGUAACCAACCUUAACCACGCUGCUGCUGCUGCUGCUGCUGGUGGUGGUGGUGGUGGUGGUGGUGGUGGUGUUCCGCCGAAGCAGAAGGACAGCCCUCUCGUGCAGGCACGGUCGAAUCGGCGUGGUUUCGACAUGGACUAG
Molecule: messenger RNA, 2292 nt
Organism: Acanthamoeba castellanii str. Neff
Lineage: Eukaryota; Discosea; Longamoebia; Acanthamoebidae
Product: NOT2 / NOT3 / NOT5 family protein
Exons: 14
Coding region: 1-2292 (763 amino acids)
Biological process (GO): regulation of DNA-templated transcription; nuclear-transcribed mRNA poly(A) tail shortening
Cellular component (GO): P-body; CCR4-NOT core complex
Source: RefSeq, a predicted model, not a curated record